Aspergillus thermomutatus is the source of this 2493-nucleotide messenger RNA. RefSeq lists its product as uncharacterized. The coding region runs from base 1 to 2493 and encodes 830 amino acids. Lineage: Eukaryota; Fungi; Ascomycota; Eurotiomycetes; Eurotiales; Aspergillaceae. The record is from RefSeq and is a predicted model, not a curated record. The transcript has 6 exons.
AUGGUCCGAGUAUUUCGGAGACCUGCCUCGGCUUUAGCCAGGCGUGUUCCAAGUAGGGCCACCAAGCGGACUCUCCGAAAGCACAAGGUGAUCCUUGAAUCUAUCACACAGGAGAAAAAGAAGCUUCGGAGUGUUAUAUCGUUUGAAGCCAAAGCACCACCCGGCUACACUUUCAUUCCCGCAGGCAAUCCCCAGCUCACAGGUGCGUGUAAGGAAUUAUGCCGGAAAGACGGUCUGAAAGUCUACGCUGUCACGACAACUCCUCAUAUGCACACCCACAACCUUUCUCAACAUGUGCACCGCAUUGGGUAUCAUUUUCCAAGCGCUGUUGUCGCAACAGUGUGUAUGGACCUGGGUUUACAUCUUACAGCAACUGGAAACGUAAUGCCUGUUCACAGCACAGCUGCUGCUAGUGAAAGCAGACAUGCUAACUCUGAGGUUUCACAAAUAACAAUCAACACUGAGGCUAGGGACGUGCUGAGAGACCUCUUUCCAAAUAUACCAGACAACGAUCUGAAUCAGAUCAUCAAGACGGCGUUCCAGAAGGGCCAACGCAAAGUCGGUACGGCUGUUGAAUUACCUCUAGCACGUCGGGCACAAUUAGCCGUCGUUGCACAUAUAAGGCAUAUCUACACUGAUUAUGAUCGUCUUCUGAAGACAACAUCGUUUCACGAAGCCCGAAGCGCGGUCGAAGAGCCCACUCUAGCAAAGUUAGUGGAAUGGCGAGGUGACGAUGAAAACGGAAAGACAGUUCUUGAGGAUGUUUUUCGCGAGGUCAUUGUGAUAUCUGAUGAUGACGACAGUGAUGUCGAGGAAGGAGAGGUCUCUCGUUCGGUCAAUCGAGAUCACAGCGUAGAAAUCAUCUCUAGCCACCCACGAGCAGAGGAACUGCAGACGAGGCCGGUCAACUUCGCCCACCCAACCGUGCGGGAAUCGCAUUUGGACAUCUCAGAUGAUGAACCUCCGCCUGGUUUCCGUUUCAUUCCUGAAUCGCCGAAAAGGCAGCGGGUCGAUCGUCGUGGCUUCAGCAGAUAUCAUGCUUGGGACCGUGCCCUCAACCGAUACAGAAAUGGGACUUACCAACAUAGGUUUUACACAGACUCCACUGGCCAGCGAGGGCCUUUGUUGACCGCACGACAGCCCGUGCAGGAAAGUAUCACAUUAGACCCAGGACCUGCCUCUCAUCGAACCAUAAGAACACUCCGCCACGUCUCUGUUGGCCCACACAUUGCAUCCAGGGAAAAUAUCCUUGACCAUGAACGAAAAAGAACUCUGAUGCCGCCGUUGAUGGAGAAUCGUGUAAGUUUGCAGGAAACAGAGGCCGAGCGGUCGGGCCUCGAGGACGCACAGAACACCCAUCCAAGGCCUCGACUGAUACCUCAUGAGCCAUCCAAUCCGGAAACACCUGUGCAUUUACAAAAUCAGAGAAGUGACGCUACUCGCUUGGCGAAUCGAGCUUUGGUGGAACAAGUUUCAGCUGAUCAACAGAGAGCGCGUUUGGACCAACGGCUUAAUUCCCCAAAUACCCCUGUCUUCGUCGGUGGUCCCACGGAGAUCCAAGGACGGAGCAGAGUACCAUCCGGCGCUAUGUCAAGAAUCCCGGGCCUUCCAUAUCUUGGAAUGCAGCCGAGUCCACAGGAUCACGUAUUACCCUCUAUUGAGACCCCGCCUUCGCCCCAGCAAAUAAGGCGUCCGCCAAGUGCCCACCUAGAUCAACUUACCAGGAGGAUAUCGGGAGGAUUCACUAUUCGUUCAGUAACACCUCGCCGCCCCGCUCCGCAAGACUCAUUGCCUCAAGGAGAAUCGGAUGUUACUUGGAUUCCAGCGUCGAAAAGGAGACGUGUGGCCAACCAAGACCCUGCUACUUACAUUGAGCCUCGCUCCGAUGUCGUGCCCAUGCUUCCUAUGGAUACUCAUGCGAAACAGCAAGUGGGCCUCCAAUCCGUAGGAGAUACAUGGUUCCAGUCAAAUCCUCUUACCUUGCAGAGCGCUAUCCAGAGGGAUCUCAAGAUCCUUCUGACUAUGCCACACAACCAGUUCCAGAAGUCGUGGUUGGCCAAAGGCAAUAUUCUAACUUUCAAGGCAGAUCAACAGCCUGGGAGCAUCAGCCGAAGCACCAGCUGGAGCAUUACCCGGAGCUAUAUUCUCUCCACAGAUCUUCUGAGCAAAUUCACGGUUCAUCGGGUGCCGGCUUUACUACUGCCCCUACAAAUGAGAGCUCUAAUGGUGUCUCAAAGCUGUCUGACCCGGCUUCAGAAGCUGGACGUGUUUAUGAAGAUCGCCGAAUCCAUCAAGGACAAGCUAGAGAAGCGACUUAUAUGCCAGAUUCGCAGGCUUUUGGACAUCGUCAUCGCACCUUUGAUUCUUAUGGGGCCUCCAGAAGAAGCAUCUAUGCCGAUGACUUCCGCGGUCAUGUGCAAACAACUGGUCCCGUGGAUUCUCUUCCUGGAGCAACUAAUGAACAACUUCGACACCACUCAAGCAGGGAAGUAA